UAAUUAAUAAUGGGGAGAGCGGUUGACCGAUUUGACAACUCAGCUAUUGAAGAACACUAGUGUCAUCAUAUUAUAUAUCGCCAUUCACUCACUACAAGAGAAGAAUCCUCGUACGACAAACAAACCCAAAUCAUUUUCGCCGGAAUUAAAAAAACAUCCUUAUACGCCGACCAGCCGUCUACGUGCUCCGGUGCGGUGGUGGUGGUGGCAACGUAGAAUUCAACAAAGGGGGUUCUUUGUAUUUUCUUGAUUUCAUUUCUAUGCUAAAAAACGAGAUGAUUUAACUGUACUGCCCCUAUGGGUGUUGAGGUAAAUGUUCGAGACAGCAGAUUAAAACCUAAGAUGGAUGCUUCGACAUAUAAGCCCGAUCGUUUUGCUAAAGAGCUUGAAGAUGAGCUUAUGAAAUACACACAAAAACCCUCCGAGGGCAAUAAAGUAAAUUCACAAUUGGUUGAGGAAGUGCAGAGGGAUAGUGCUGAUGUGGAGGUCAACAUUUCGGAAUGUACAAAGCCUUUGGUCAACGAGCCCGUUUUAGCAGAAUGCAAGGAUACAACUGAGAGCUCGAGUUCGUUCGGUGGCAGUGAUUGUGGCCUUGAUAGUUCCGACACUGAAGUUUCGUCGGAUUUUCAUGCAUCGGAAAUCGGUUUUGAUGGAUUCGGCGAAAAUAUUAGGAUGAGGAAGAAGAAGCUGACAACUCACUGGAGAUCGUAUAUCCAGCCGCUGAUGUGGCGUUGUAAAUGGAUCGAAUUGCAAAUCAACAAGUUGAAGGCACAAGGCAAAAAAUACGAGAAAGAACUCGAAGCGUACAAUAACGGGAAGCAAAUUCGGUUAGAGAACUCUCAACCGACAGACAGUGCGAAAUCGCUUCCGUUUUCUCCGCGCAUUAGUGCUCGAGACGAGUUCCUCAAGAGGAAGAAAAGAAAAAGAAACGAAGCGACAGUUGAUGUAGCUGCAUAUAUGUCGCGUCACAACAUUUUCUCGUAUUAUGAGAAUAAGAAGUCUUCGACUGAUGGGCCCACCGUGCUAAAUGAUCUGAACAAUUCAGCUACACAAACAGUCAACUUUGAUGACGACUUUUGGGUCAAUGACGAGCUACUACAAUCGUUCGAGCCCCGAGAAGGUGAAAAUUCAUUGGAGCACGUACUUUCGAAAAUCGAGUUUUUACAGUCCAAAGUCGUCAAUCUGAAGAGCACAGCAGAGAAAAUAAUGCGUGAAAAUGCCGGAAAAUUUUCUUCCUCCGACGACUUGAGUUUCGCUAUGGCGUAUAGCACCUCAUCCGGAUACAGCGGGGAUGCAACUGGAGUGGGAAAUUAUUUUGCAUCUCAGCUUUUAUCGGAGUAUAUAACCGUGCCCGAAAGUAAAGUUACAACUCGCGGAAUUGCGCAGGUGGAAGAUGGGAUACUUAUUGAUAAUCGGAGGGUUAAGGAAGAGACGAAUAAUUCCGAUGAUGUCAUGAUUCACCCGAUCGAAAGGCCGUUGGUGAUUAAUACUGCCCCCACUCCAGUUCGGGCAGAAGCUGAGCUGCCCGUAAAAGAUGAAUCACCUCCGAAAAUGCGUUCUAUUGCAAAGAUUGCUACCCCGAAAGGCAAGAGGAAGAGGGGCAAAAGAAGAGGCGGGGGCCGCCCUGGUCGAAGAACCACAGGGUAGUAUCGUAAUUUUCAGACAGGAAAAAAAAAUGGGGAUUUAGUUUGACUUGCAAAUAAGACCACAUAUUUUAUUAUUCCCUUUUUUUUUUAUUAAUUCUACAUUGCCUUUUUUUUUCUUGCUAAGUUUGUAGAUGAUGAAUUUGUUUGGUUUUAUUUAAGAUAUAUAUUAUUUGACGCUUGUUGAAAU
Erythranthe guttata (spotted monkey flower) is the source of this 1833-nucleotide messenger RNA. RefSeq lists its product as uncharacterized. The record is from RefSeq and is a predicted model, not a curated record. NCBI's taxonomy places the organism in Eukaryota, Viridiplantae, Streptophyta, Magnoliopsida, Lamiales, Phrymaceae.